This is a messenger RNA of Pygocentrus nattereri (red-bellied piranha), 2678 nucleotides long. Its product is annotated as B2 bradykinin receptor. Lineage: Eukaryota; Metazoa; Chordata; Actinopteri; Characiformes; Serrasalmidae. The transcript has 2 exons. The coding region runs from base 103 to 1146 and encodes 347 amino acids. Gene Ontology annotation, molecular function: bradykinin receptor activity. The record is from RefSeq and is a predicted model, not a curated record. Gene Ontology annotation, biological process: G protein-coupled receptor signaling pathway; neutrophil chemotaxis; smooth muscle contraction. Gene Ontology annotation, cellular component: membrane.
GAGCCCAUUAGAGAACGCAAAGGAAAGUGGCAGGACAUCCGGAGGGGGAAAAGUAGCACAUCUGGAUUUAUUUUCGAAGAGGUCUCUUUCAAAACAAGACAAAUGGAGACAGAAGCACCAGCAACCACACCAUCAAUUUUCCCCACCAAUGUUACAAAUAACAGCCAGUGCAAUGAUUCUGAGGCAUGGGACUGGCUGUACACCAUGCAACCCGUGUACAUGUUUGUCAUCUGUGUGCUUGGAAUUGUGGGAAAUGUCUUUGUCCUGUUGGUGUUUUGCCUUCAUAAGAAGGCCUGCACUGUGGCAGAGAUAUACCUUGGUAACCUGGCUGCAGCUGACCUCCUCCUGAUGUGCUGUCUGCCUUUCUGGGCCAUUAAUGUGGCCAACGGCUUUGAGUGGCAGUUCGGUUCCCUGAUGUGUCGCCUGGUUAACACAGGAAUCAAAAUGAACAUGUACUGCAGCAUCUACUUCUUGGUGCUGGUAAGCGUAGAUCGCUUCGUGGCACUGGUGCAUGCCAUGUCCCAUGGCAGGAUGAGGCGGCCCUGGUACGCAAAGCUCAGCUGCUUAGCCAUGUGGAGCUUGGGAGUUCUCCUCAGCAUCCCCACUCUCAACUUCAGGACUGUAGAUUAUGUUCAAGAAUUCAAUGUAACAGCCUGCAUAUUGAAUUACCCUAGCUAUGGGGUGGAAGUGGCUUGUGAUAUUUUGCUCAUUCUGCUGGGCUUCAUCAUCCCAGUGUCCAUCAUAUCCUACUGCACCUGGAAGAUCAUACAGGCCCUUCAGAGGCAGGUAAUGGACAGGUUCAAUGCAGUAAAUACAGAAAGGAAAGCCACAGUGCUAGUGCUGGUCGUUCUUCUGGCUUUUCUGCUCUGCUGGGUUCCUUUCCAUCUGGUGACUGUUCUAGACCUCUUGGUGCGAUUCCACGUACUGAGUGGAUGCACGCUGCAAACGGGCCUGGAUAUCUGUAACCAGAUAUUCACUUACUUAGCCCUAAGCAACAGUGUGCUUAAUCCUAUUCUCUAUGUGAUAGUUGGUAAGAACUUCCGAAAGAAAGUGAAGGAACUCCUGGAGCAAAUGACCCACCAAGGGACAAAACUGAGUGGUUCUACAAGAUCACAUCUGUCAUCAACUCUAAAGACCUUUGCAUGAAGAAUGGUCACAUCAAGGACGUGCUAUUGGAGCUAAUCUGCACUACAGUACAGUACUGAUACUGAAAUACUGAUACUGAGAUCCAGCCAAGCUUAAAAACAGCCUCCACAUGGUGGAGUUAGUUUUAGUGCAGUGUUUCAACUCAGACUCCUAAGUAAACAAUGUGAGAAGGCCACAUCCCCUAUAGUACUACACAAAAGUCAAAUCCAAAAUACACUAUAGAUAUCAGGUAAAUAAAAUAUGUAUCAAUUGUGUUGUGCUAAUAUUAGGUCUCCUACUUUGUGUUCACAAAUGAAUGUUUUCAGCACAGCUUCUUUUCACUAAUCAUAUUUAUGAGCAUGAAAAAUAUUAUGUUUUAAAUGUAAAAAGCUUGUCCAGUUCAAAUGACAUAGAAUAGUGUUUUGCAUUGAUUUAGCAGGCUUUUGUGAUUGUUACAACAAGCCCCUCCACUUGGUAAAAAUAACCCUAAUUUUUAUGAUAAGUUGUAACAUUUUCACUUACUCCACUUUCAGGUGAAUUAUUUACAAACUGUUGGUGCUGGAACAAAGUUCAUGUUUUCAUUUAUAACAAAAAGGUUGCUUGUAUAUAAAAAAGAAUCUUCUCCAAAUACUUUGAAAAUGAUUUAGUAAAAACUAAAUGCAUUAGUUUGAGUCCUGCUCUCGAUAAGUGAUAUUCAGUCACAAUGAAUAUGUUUUGAAGCAUUUUGUGAGGAAUAAAGACAGAAUAAAGAAAAAAAGGUUCUUCAUCUUUCACACAAAAUUAUGUAUUAGAUUAUAUUCCAAAUACUCAGAAUUAUUAUACUGACAAGAUAACAACAACUCAAUGUAAUUAUCACUAAGACAUAAAUAUCACUUUGUAUGUCAGUAUUGUACGUAGUAUGUAUGUUUGGUAAAUAAAUUACAUAAUGUGUGAUUUUUGAUUUCUUUCACUAUGUACUAAAUGGGAUGUGAUGUAAUGAUACAGAUGAAAAAGACACACAAAGCUUUUUGUCAAAGCAAAGUGUGAUUUUCCAGUUACCAUCACUGGUUAUCAGGGCCCAAGAGAACAAAAUUGAACUGUAAAUAUUGUCAGAUUAUGUUGGUGAGAGCACCUAAUGUGGUCUACAGUUGUGAAAUCGGGCUGGUGUUUGAGGCUGUUUCUAAGUGCCCUGUGUAAACAGGAAAAUUAUGUUUAUUCACUCCAAGACACUGAAAUGAUUUUCCAGAAAUUUUAAGAAAAUAUUCAUACUCCACCCAGAUUGAACUGGAGAUGUUGAACGUGUCACACUCUUUCCUAUUGUGACACAAACCAGGUUCUUUUGCUGUGGCUUGUGAAUAACAGCCUCUUAAAUCAUGCGUUUUCCCAAAGCCUGCUGUCUGGCGAGACAUGCUGUCAAAGCAGACGGUGGUGAGUAGCACACCCCCAUGUGACCACAAGUUCCAGGCUUGGCAGUAAACGAGACUUUACCAUUGUGUGUGGGUGGGUACUGAAAGCCUGAAAACAACUUGUAAUCUGUUUCUUUUGCUUUCAAUAAAAACUCCUUUUUCCAUAAA